AAAUGAUUUGAGUAUAAAUAUUGGAAGUCAACUGAGCUUCGCCCCUCAGUAGGUGUACGACGUUUCGGCUUAAUUAAAACCUGGAAACAUGUGGAAGUUGAUAUUUGCAGCAUUUUCGUUAAUCAGUUCUGCAACAGCAAUAUGUCCCUUACUGUUCGAUCCAAAUCAUCCGGGGCUAUUCACCAGACAAUUCGGGUCACUUAGGCUCAUUUUGAGUUUAAACGGUAACCAGGUAUCAUUCGAGGAUAACACGGAGAUUACUGGCUUUUGUUCCGGUGGAUUCAGCGGCUACUCAUACUAUCAAUCUAAUCUGCUGGAAGAGAUCACCUUUAAGUGUUCCGGUAACAACAUACUCUAUCGAACUUCGGGAAGCUCGGCAUACCAAACAUUCAAUAAUGCCGGAACCCUUACGUGUUCCUCCAGCUCGACGUUCUACGAAACAUCAGUACCUCAAUGUGAAGCCUACGGUUUGGCGUAUGGACUUUUCGUUGAAAAUCAGACCUUCGUCUUCGCCGACCUCUGCUUUGAUCUAAACAAAAUGCAGACGCAAUUCGUUCACUACAUAGCUGGGACGCGUACUUUGUUCGUCGAAAGUCAAGCUGAUUUAAAUCCUGUAAACAUUAGUGCUUCCGCUGCAAAUGUGUCCUUUUACAAUCAUCAGGAGCAAAACCAACUCAACUUGAGAGUUGCCGUCAACCAUUCCAUCCCAAACUAUGCCUCAAUUGCCGAAUUCCAACUGGAUGGAUUGGUAUCACUAAGGCCAUUCCUAGGUGUCCUAGGUCCGUACAGUAAAGACUUCAGCAAUUCAAGUAUGAUCGCUUGGUGGAAAAAUCUGAGACUCGGAAAUUGGAAGUUAAUUGAGGAAACCAUCGCCAAUAUUGCAACCGAUAAAUUUUACGAUGUUUAUGCUGGGACAUCUGGAGUUGUGACCUAUCCCCUCUCUGGAAAUUGCAUGGUGCAGGAAGAGUUAACUUUUAAGGAGGACCAAUUCGUCCGUCAAGUGCCAUUGUACGUGUGGAACUAUGUAAAGCAGAGAGAUAAUGAUACUGACCCUGGUGUUGUUAUAAUUGGAGUCAACUCACCCUUCUUUGAGGGCGGACAAGUCCUCUGCAAAGACAUGUGCAAUAAAAUUUCGUGGCUUGACAGUUUGAAGAAUGUUCGAAAAAUUUUAUCGCUGGGUUAUAUUUUCUGUUGCAAGCCGUCUGACGUGAAGGAUAAAUUGGAUAAUCUUGGGUAUUUGAUAUGAGUUGUGAAUAAUAUUUUAGCGUGGGAAGUGUUUUAAUAAACGCUCGGUACAAACUUA
Hermetia illucens (black soldier fly) is the source of this 1303-nucleotide messenger RNA. RefSeq lists its product as uncharacterized. NCBI's taxonomy places the organism in Eukaryota, Metazoa, Arthropoda, Insecta, Diptera, Stratiomyidae. The transcript is spliced from 4 exons. The record is from RefSeq and is a predicted model, not a curated record. The coding region runs from base 89 to 1246 and encodes 385 amino acids.